UUCUUCACAUUUACGACUCUCCGUCUUGCUUGGUUGAAUGCAGCCAGUCGACUUUUUGAUAUGACCCAACCUGUGCAUAAUAAACUUCAAACUAUACGGUGCAAACCGUCACCGCAUCGGCCCACUGGGUUCCGUCCUAUUGCCCCAUUGGCUAGUCUUCCGUCCCCCGCUUCCGGCAAGGAUGAGACGGAGAAGAGAAAAUGGGAAGGCAUUGAUGGACCCUCGGAAUAUGGCCAGGCAUCGAAACUACUAUUUAGAAAAGGUUCUUCACCCUCUUCCGAUGGUGGUAAAUCCUAGUCUGUCCGACUUGACGGCCGACCAGAAGCAGCGAAGAAAAGAACAAAAUAGGGCAGCCCAACGCGCGUUUCGGGAACGAAAGGAACGUUACGUCAAGGAAUUGGAAGAUCAGAUUCGAGCCAUGAAAGCGUCGCAUGAAGAAACAGUAGCAAGAUUGCAACAAGAGAACAUUGAAUUACGAGCGCUUCUUAAGCGAGCCACAUCGGGCGAAAUGGACAGUGUCAAUGACGCUAGUUUGGCAAUGGAUUUGUCCCUGACGAAAUUGCAGGAUACCGACGUUGACAUGCCGACUCUGAAAGCGGAAUCCAACCGGUCCAGCCGGUCCAAUCCGCCUCCGGUGGCCUUGCCGACAGGUUUUUCUCAGCCGACCAUGGUGGAACCGCCCGUACGGCAAACGUCUUCGGCGGUUGCUUGUAUAAGAGAUAAAGAUGGUGUUUCCUUUUGUGAACGACUGAAAGAGGAAGUAUGCUCCUCUGCGUACAAUCAGCUGUUAUCGGAGCCCCUCUUUGAUGCUUCCGGUACAUUGAACAAUGAAUCGACCAGCCACCCCAUUCCUAUUCUCACCGAACUGCUGCCGGAUGACGAAAAAGCGAGAGAAACACAUCGAAUGAAUAUGAUGGAUCAGUUUGACAAGUUUGCAGCAUCGCUAAGCGGACGUUUGGAUCAACACCCACAGGUGGAUAAUUUUAACAGUGGCGGCGCGUUGCUUACCUGUCGCACUGUAUGGGAACGAAUCAAUGCCCAUCCAAAAUUUGAUCGGUUCGACGUGGAAGAACUGUGCCUGGAACUGAAGAAGAAGGCCAAAUGUUCCAGCACAGGACCCAUUUUCCUGGAGGAAGAGGUGAAAGAAGUGCUUGCUUUGAUGGACCGGAAAUCAUGAUCCGGAUUGCCUCUUUUCAGGGUUUACCUUAUUUUGUAUUAUUUCCGCUGGAUGACUGGCUGUUUUGGUGGUUACUGGUUGCUGGUUGUUGUUUUUGUUUCUUUCAUGCAUAUUGUCUUUUUUUACACUUUCGUCAUACAUCAUCAUCAUCAUCUCUUCAUUUCGUUACCAUUCUAUCCUCUCUUUUUCCUCCACGCCGUCUCCCCCGCGCCCCAAUUUUAU
Messenger RNA from Radiomyces spectabilis, 1399 nucleotides. RefSeq names its product transcription factor PAP1-domain-containing protein. Bases 182 to 1177 code for a protein of 331 amino acids. The transcript has 3 exons. Gene Ontology annotation, molecular function: transcription cis-regulatory region binding; DNA-binding transcription activator activity, RNA polymerase II-specific. NCBI's taxonomy places the organism in Eukaryota, Fungi, Mucoromycota, Mucoromycetes, Mucorales, Radiomycetaceae. Gene Ontology annotation, cellular component: RNA polymerase II transcription regulator complex. The record is from RefSeq and is a predicted model, not a curated record.